Messenger RNA from Eruca vesicaria subsp. sativa (arugula), 2613 nucleotides. NCBI's taxonomy places the organism in Eukaryota, Viridiplantae, Streptophyta, Magnoliopsida, Brassicales, Brassicaceae. The record is from the annotation of a GenBank genome assembly.
AUGCUCGAACCAAGGGGAGCGGACAUACCAUUAUUGUUCCUGGUUUUGGUUGUACUUCCUGUUGUAGCUUACAUAUUGUUAGGUAAAUGGAGUGAUAUUUCUGAAAAAAGAGGGAGGGCUAACUUGCUGGCUCAGAUGGCAGCUGAAGAAGCUUUUAGAGCUGAGACCAACGUCGAUGCGAGUAGAGGUGUAAGAUUUGAGACUAUGGCUACUGAGAAUAGGGCUCCGAGAUCGAGGACCAAGACUGUUCCUGCUGCUAGUGGUUUUGUAAGAGCCGAGUUUGUGGCUGGUGUGAGUGGGGCUAUUGCUGAGCAGAGGCUUGACUCUGUGGCUGCUACAUGCGGGGUCCCAGUUACUAAUGAGGGACAUGUAUGUGCGAGGUGUUUUAACCCUGCUAAAACACGCUGCUCGAGAUGCAAAUCUAUUAGAUACUGCUCCGGGAAGUGCCAAAUAAUUCACUGGAGGUUAGCUCAUAAAGAUGAAUGUAUCCCGGUGGAGACUUCUUGCUCUUCUUCAUCAGAGAGGGCUUCCUUUGAGAAUGAUUCUGUUUUGCAUGACAACGGCAUGGAUCCUACAAUGUAUAGUAACAAUUCUAAGCAGACAGCCAAGGGAAAGACGUCUAAAGUAGAAUUUGCAAGCGCUGGUAUCUCUCACAUUGAUAUUACACCACGAAUCAACACGCAAGGGAGAAAAAGCGUAGGGAAACCAAAUCCGUCCAAGUCUAACCGUGAAUCAUUUAGUGGUGAAGCUGCUUGUGCUGGUGGCGAUAACAAGAAGGGUCACACUAGACAUAAGUCGAGAAGCAACAUCGGUGCUGUGGAAACAAAUUCUAGAAGGCAUUCUGUUGAUAACGCUUGUAUGCAAAUGAAUGGACAAACUUUUGAAAGUGGUAACGGGAUGAGAAUAGCUACACUGCCCAAAUCUGGAGAACAAUCAUACACAGAGACAAGUAAGAAGGGACAAGUCGCUCCGGUAUCAAAGACUGUAAGGUCUAAGGAUACAGGUAUGGCCGAGGAAAGCAAUGGCAUCUCCUCAACCAUGGGUUCGAAUUUGAUGAAAAUGAUGGGUUUAAGAAAUUCCACAAAGCAUGACGAUCGACAUAAGAACCUGAAAAUGCUUUUCCCAUACGAGGAGUUUGUUAAGUUCUUUCAGUGUGAAGUGUUUUACUUAUCACCAAGGGGACUUGUAAAUUGUGGAAACAGUUGCUAUGCAAAUGCUGUUUUGCAGUCCUUAACAUGUACAAAACCACUCGUUGCCUACUUGCUUGGAAGAUCACAUUCAAGAUCAUGUUCUGGUAAAGCUUGGUGUCUUAUGUGUGAACUUGAGCAACAUGUAAUGAUGCUUAGAGAAUCAGGAGGUCCACUUUCUGCCAGUAGAAUUCUCUCACACAUGCGAAGUAUAAAUUGUCAGAUUGGUGAUGGGAGUCAAGAAGAUGCUCAUGAGUUCUUAAGGCUUUUGGUUGCCUCUAUGCAGUCCAUAUGUUUAGAGAGACUUGGAGGCGAGACUAAAGUGGAUCCAAGGCUGCAAGAAACAACUUUAGUUCAACAUAUGUUUGGUGGACGUCUUCGCUCAAAGGUGAAAUGCUUGAGGUGUGAUCAUGAAUCAGAAAGAUAUGAGAACAUAAUGGACCUAACACUGGAGAUCUACGGAUGGGUAGAAUCUCUUCAAGAUGCACUGACUCAGUUUACUAGACCAGAAGAUCUCGAUGGAGAAAACAUGUAUAGAUGCAGCAGGUGCGCUGGAUAUGUAAGAGCCAGGAAAGAACUGAGCAUUCAUGAAGCACCAAACAUUCUAACAAUUGUUCUCAAGAGAUUCCAGGAAGGAAGAUACGGAAAAAUAAACAAAUGUAUAAGUUUUCCCGAAAUGCUGGACAUGAUACCUUUCAUGACAAGAACUGGAGAUGUUCCUCCGCUUUAUAUGCUUUACGCUGUUAUAGUUCACUUGGACACUCUCAACGCAUCUUUCUCUGGUCAUUACAUUUCCUAUGUCAAAGAUUUGAGAGGCAACUGGUUCAGAAUCGAUGAUUCCGAGAUUCAUCAAGUGCCAAUGACUCAAGUUAUGUCAGAAGGAGCUUACAUGUUGUUCUACAUGAGGUCGUAUCCGCGUCCUCAAAGAGGAGAACACAACGGGAAAUCUCAGGUUCAUCACUCGCAACCACGAAAUGAGGUGAAGGAACAGAGGAAACCAGUUAACCGCUUUAAACCGAGAGCGGACUACAACAAGAACGUAGAGUCAUCAUCAAGUGAAUGGUCUCUCUUCACGAGCUCAGACGAAGCUUCAUUCACCACAGAAUCAACCAGAGACUCAUUCAGCACUGUAGACUACACAGACGGUUGCCACGUCCUAGACUCUUCCUCUCCUUUCUCCAUCUUCAACAACUUAUACCACAACAACGUGGAGCCAUCUCCACACAACACCGUCGCCUGCAGAAUGUUCUCAGGCACCAAACCCGAAACACGCUACUUCGUGGAGGAAGAAGCAACAAAUCACAACAACAACACGGUGGUGAUGGAAGACUCAUCCCAUGGUUAUUACCAGCCGAGUAUGUAUGUAGAUUAUGAGACUAACAACCACUGUCAGGAUCAAACUUACAGUUAUGAACAAAACUGGUAG